Messenger RNA from Physeter macrocephalus (sperm whale), 2017 nucleotides. It is a transcript of the gene PHB2, whose product is annotated as prohibitin 2. Lineage: Eukaryota; Metazoa; Chordata; Mammalia; Artiodactyla; Physeteridae. Gene Ontology annotation, cellular component: membrane; mitochondrion. The record is from RefSeq and is a predicted model, not a curated record. Gene Ontology annotation, biological process: mitochondrion organization. The coding region runs from base 135 to 1004 and encodes 289 amino acids. The transcript is spliced from 8 exons.
UCCGGUGCCCUUUCUCCCGCGAGCACCUGGGGCCCGGACCCUCGUGUGGAGGUUGCGAUCAGUAAACUGGAGAGCUGUAGAGGCGGGCCGGCACCCCCUUCGGACCACUGGUGCCGCCGGCCUAAGGACCGAACAUGGCCCAGAACUUGAAGGACUUAGCGGGACGGCUGCCCUCCGGGCCCCGGGGCAUGGGCACGGCGCUGAAGCUGCUGCUGGGGGCCGGCGCCGUGGCGUACGGCGUCCGCGAGUCGGUGUUCACCGUGGAAGGAGGGCACAGAGCCAUUUUCUUUAAUCGGAUCGGAGGCGUGCAGCAGGACACCAUUCUGGCCGAGGGCCUUCACUUCAGGAUCCCCUGGUUCCAGUACCCCAUCAUCUAUGACAUUCGCGCCAGACCCCGAAAAAUUUCCUCCCCCACAGGCUCCAAAGACCUGCAGAUGGUGAACAUCUCCCUGCGGGUGCUGUCCAGACCCAAUGCCACGGAGCUGCCCAGCAUGUACCAGCGCCUGGGGCUGGACUAUGAGGAGCGCGUGCUGCCGUCCAUUGUCAACGAGGUGCUCAAGAGCGUGGUGGCCAAGUUCAACGCCUCCCAGCUGAUCACCCAGAGGGCCCAGGUGUCCUUGUUGAUCCGACGGGAGCUGACAGAGAGGGCCAAGGACUUCAGCCUCAUACUGGAUGAUGUAGCCAUCACUGAGCUGAGCUUUAGCCGAGAAUACACGGCUGCUGUAGAAGCUAAACAAGUGGCCCAGCAAGAGGCCCAGCGGGCCCAGUUCUUGGUGGAAAAAGCGAAGCAGGAACAGCGGCAGAAGAUCGUGCAGGCCGAGGGUGAGGCUGAGGCCGCCAAGAUGCUGGGAGAAGCUCUGGGCAAGAACCCAGGCUACAUCAAGCUGCGCAAGAUUCGGGCAGCCCAGAACAUCUCCAAGACGAUCGCCACAUCACAGAAUCGCAUCUAUCUCACUGCUGACAACCUUGUGCUGAACCUACAGGAUGAAAGUUUCACCCGGUGAGAGAUAUGUCCUUCAGGUGGGGUGCUGACACAGAACAAGGGCCGGAGUCUGGCCGCUUGGGCUCUGGGGCCUGUUACCAGCUUACUCGUGUGACCCUUGAAAACACCAUGUCUCUGAACCAGUUAGUAAAGUGGGUGGUUGACAAUUCCUAACUUGAAUCUCACGGGAUUGAUUUUAUGCGAUCCAAUGGGAUUAUUCACGUAAAAAGCACUUUUUAAUUAUAAAGUUUUAAGUGAAAAGUGGUAGAAGAUGAUAUUGGCUGUUCUUCCUCGGGAGCUGCUCUGGGGCACGGAAGGAUGCUAGGAAAGCAGGGCUGAGAAAUGGCAGUGGCCAGGGAGCAAGUCUUUCCAGAGCCUGAGAUUCCUGGCUUCCAGCAUGCUUGUCUUUUUCUCUUGGGAGCGAAGGAGGGUUUAGAGUUGGGUGGGGCACGAGACUGUCAUAUCACAUGUACCUUUCUCUUGUUGUUCUGUGUUCCGUUCAUCUGGUGACCUGGCGUCCACAGGGGAAGGUAAGUUGAUGGUGCAUCCUUGUUUCUAUGGGGUCCUGCCUUUUCCCCACAUCACCUUUCUCACCUCCCCACCCACACAUUCAGGGAGGAGGGUAGUUGAGGGAGUGGCCCGAGGUGCUCUGCCUCUCACAGGUACGUCCCCUAAUAAUGUCACCGUCUGUCUCAUUUCCACAGUGACAGCCUCAUCAAGGGUAAGAAAUGAACCGCUGAACAAGAACUCCACCCCCAGGGACGAAGUGGAUCUUUUUCUUCCCCGGUUUUUGAGGAGCCGGCUUGGGGCCCUACCCCGCCCCCACUGUCAUGUGAUGGUCCCUCUGCAUCUGUCCUCCCAGCUCUUCUCGGAUGAACAAAGACUGACCAUUUUCAGGGGAGUGACUUUCCUCCCUGUGUCGGCCAGGGGUGUUGGGACAGUGUGUGAUUGAUUGCCUGCAGGGUUUGUUCCUCCCUCGCGGUCAGAAGCAACAACCACCACCCCAGAGAUUCUCAAUAAAUGUUUAUUACUCAA